UGAGCUUUAGCUUAUUGCUGGAAGUUGAAGAAACAACAAACGUAACAAUACUCUGCCAUGGGAAGAAGACCUGCUAGGUGUUAUCGUCAAAUAAAGGGAAAGCCCUAUCCAAAAUCGCGGUAUUGUCGUGGUGUGCCUGAUCCUAAGAUCAGGAUUUACGACGUUGGUAUGAAGAAAAAGGGGGUCGAUGAGUUUCCUUGUUGUGUUCAUUUGGUCAGUUGGAAGAAAGAAAAUGUGUCUAGUGAGGCAUUGGAAGCUGCACGUAUCGCGUGCAAUAAGUACAUGGUUCUGCUUUCUGUUAGGUGCAGGGAUUCAAACAGUCAUCACGCUCAAGAAGCUUUACGUCGUGCAAAGUUCAAGUUUCCUGGUCGGCAGAAAAUUAUUGUUAGCAGUAAAUGGGGGUUCACAUCUUUCAAACGUACCGAUUACCUGAAAUGGAAAGCCGAGAAAAGGAUCGUGCCGGACGGCGUCAACGCUAAGCUUCUUGGGUGCCAUGGACCUUUAGCUGCCAGAGAACCAGGACGAGCAUUUUUACCUGGGACUGUUUGAAACUUAUCAUGAUUCAUGUGAUACGUCGAGACGAAGGGAGACAAUAUAGAUGGAACAGUAAGGAAGAGGAGAAACGGCAGAUAGACCUUGAAUGCAAAGGCCACAAAUGGCAGAUAAGUGAUAACUAAAUACUGAAAAGUCUGAAUCAAAUCCUUACACCAAUGCGGUUCAUUUGAACGAAAAAUGAUACGACAAAAAACAAGUUUCCUUCGAGGCGUUGAAAAUUCGUGAAAUGGGUUUUUGAGUGGUUUCGGAAUGAGCGAAUUUAUUCAAAGACUUGGUGAAUUUCCUCCAUUUCCUAUCAAUCCUACGCAGAUUAAUAUGUUUGGUGAGAUGCCCUUUUGGUAGAAGAAAAAUUUUCUUAGAUUGGCUUCUCUGUAAAGUUCACUUUAUGUUUAAAAAUGUAGAGCUGUAAUAGGUUAUUAUAAAAGGAGGAUGUCCAAUCAAAUUCUCAGAUUUCUAGAUUUCUACUGACAAUAAGAAGUCAAAACUCUAGGUCUAGGUGAAACAAAACAAUCAACAAGUGGUAGUUAUGCCGGGUAUGGCUAAGUUAGUCUUCCCCCUGGUCGGAGAGGCAAAGAAUGCUAAAUCCGAAAGAAGACUUUUUUCAGUCAACAUUCUCUAUUUGUUUCGGUAAUAAUUAGGGCUUUCGGGCCUUUUUAGUUCUUUGCUGCAUACGUUUUCUAUUUUUAGGAGUUGAUUGAAAGAUCGCGCCAGAAUGGAUCCUGCUUUUAUUUUUUUAUUGAUAUGUUUCACUCUAGCUUAUGAAAAAAGACUAAGAACAAGAAGAAAAGGAGUGACAAUUUGUAAUCCUGAGCUCCAAGUUACAGGGUCUAGAAGGCAAGAAGCAGGCUGAAUAGAUUUCAAGAUGGCUAGUAAACCAUUAAAGACAGCAGAAG
Messenger RNA from Nicotiana tabacum (common tobacco), 1448 nucleotides. The record is from RefSeq and is a predicted model, not a curated record. Lineage: Eukaryota; Viridiplantae; Streptophyta; Magnoliopsida; Solanales; Solanaceae.